Messenger RNA from Rotaria socialis, 912 nucleotides. Lineage: Eukaryota; Metazoa; Rotifera; Eurotatoria; Philodinida; Philodinidae. The record is from the annotation of a GenBank genome assembly.
AUGGGAAAUUUUCUUUCGUGCUUAUUCAGUAGUUCAUCGAAACGCUCAUGUCGUGGUUUACAACCAUCAAUCAAUGAAAGCAAUCAACGAACAGACGCAGGUUCAAAUCUGCGCUCGACUCCAUCUCGAGACAAUCUCUCAACAUAUCAAAUCAAUCCAAGAGAACUUGAAAAAUAUAAACUACACAAAGCAUCAUGGGAGGGCAAGCUUCAUAAAGUAGAGCGUCUUGCUCGUCCAGGUGUAAUCGAUCUUCAAGACCAACAACUCAGAACUCCAUUGCAUUUGGCUGUUGCCAGAGGACAUUUGAAUGUGGUACAUCGUCUUGUUAAUGAAGGUGCAAGAUUAAAUAUCGUUGAUAAACAGCAACGAACACCCUUAGUCACGGCUGUUAUUAGUGGAGCUGAUGCUUUUAUUAAUGCUGUGGAUAUUCAGGGAAAAAAUGCUUUACACUAUGCAAUUGAUAUUCAAAAUGAACAUCUUGUUGAUCUCUUUCUAUCAUUGCAACAUUGUGAUCCAAAUUUUCGAGAUCGUGAUCAAAUGACACCAUUACAUUUAGCAGUCCAAGUAAAUAAUCCUACGCUCAUUCAAAUCCUUUUAUCUGAAAAUCAUGAAACUCAAGCUGAUCCAAAUUUACCAAAUAGAAAUAGACAAACACCAUUACAUAUGGCAGCUAGCCUCGGUUAUAUGGACAUAAUUCGUACUUUACUUCAGUCGGAUCUUCCCGAACCUUGCGAUCCAUCAAUUCUCGAUGGUAGACAAUUGACUGCAUAUCAAUUGGCUCUAGAAAAUCAUCAUGAAUCAUGUGCUAAAUUAAUCGAUGAAUAUCAACAAAGUUUGACAAAACUUUCAUCUCGAAGAGAAAUGUCUGAAUCAAUUAAUGAAAAAGAAAUAAAUCCUGUUAUGAAUCCAUGA